AUGCCAAAGCCUACUUUAAAUAACCUUAUUAGAAUGUCGCCAAGCCGAGCGCCAACAAUAUCACGUGAUUCGGCCCGCCACGCUAAACCCGAUCACGCCCAUCAAGUCUCGAGCAUUUACAGUGCCCUAGACCGCCAGGAUGCCGGUAUGUGCGAGAUACUGACUGCUACUGAUUUUCUUCCCGUCCCCUCCCCUUACGUCGAUCGGCCGCUCGCAGGCGCUGCACCACUACCACCACCACUACUACUACUACUGCUACUUGUUAGAAUAGAAAUAACGGCUAACUUGGGAUCUGAAAUACAGAGCCAGAAAUCGUUCCGCACCAAGCAGAAGCUUGCCAAAGCCCAGAAGCAGAACCGUCCCAUUCCCCAAUGGAUUCGUCUGCGGACCGGAAACACCAUCAGGUAA
This is a messenger RNA of Blastomyces gilchristii SLH14081, 408 nucleotides long. Its product is annotated as ribosomal L39 protein. NCBI's taxonomy places the organism in Eukaryota, Fungi, Ascomycota, Eurotiomycetes, Onygenales, Ajellomycetaceae. The transcript is spliced from 2 exons. Gene Ontology annotation, molecular function: structural constituent of ribosome. Gene Ontology annotation, biological process: translation. The record is from RefSeq and is a predicted model, not a curated record. The coding region runs from base 1 to 408 and encodes 135 amino acids. Gene Ontology annotation, cellular component: ribosome; cytosolic large ribosomal subunit.